GGAGACAUCAUUCGCGCAGUUGAGAUUGUUACAUCGGGUCAUAGGUCCUUUGCCAGAGUUCGAGUGGAAAGGAUUAUUUAUUUUGGUGAUAAUUUAAGGAGCUGGUUUUGUUUCGAUUCCUUGAUACGUAGAUAAUCAACAAAAGUAAGCAUGAAUAAGUUAUUUGUGCUCGUGACCGUAGUUUCCGUUUUGUUGGUGGGGAAAACUGUGUUCUCGGCCCCUGCUCCCCAGGCACCGGAUGCAGCUCCGCGAUCGGCAGCUCAGGAUGUGCAAAUUGUGCGUUCUUACAGCGAAAAUAAUGGACUCGAUGGAUACAAGUUCACGUACGAAUUGAGCGACGGCCAGAUUCGAUCCGAAGUCGGAACGUACCGGGAUAUCAAGAAUGCCGAAGGCCAGGACGUAAAGGCACUGUUCGUACAAGGAUCGUAUUCAUUCGUUGCACCCGACGGAAAAACUUACUGGGUAAACUACACAGCCGACGAAAACGGUUACCAUCCUAAGGUGGGAACCGGUCCGACGGGAGGAAUUCAGCCGGGACAGGAUGCCCCAAUCGACGGUGCGUAGGAUGUGCGUGUGAUUUAAGUAAAAAUGCGAUUCGCGAUAUAUCGAUCGAUAGUGUUAGGAAUACUGUGCGUCAGAUUCGAAGAGAAGCAAUGAUAAAUUCCUCGUAGAAAAUUGUGAUGUAAGAAGAAAAUAAUGAAGAUGAUGAUUAAAAAAUAAACUGUAAAACUA
Malaya genurostris is the source of this 732-nucleotide messenger RNA. RefSeq names its product endocuticle structural glycoprotein ABD-5-like. Gene Ontology annotation, molecular function: structural constituent of chitin-based larval cuticle. The record is from RefSeq and is a predicted model, not a curated record. NCBI's taxonomy places the organism in Eukaryota, Metazoa, Arthropoda, Insecta, Diptera, Culicidae. Gene Ontology annotation, cellular component: chitin-based extracellular matrix. The coding region runs from base 151 to 564 and encodes 137 amino acids. The transcript is spliced from 2 exons.